AUGUCGAACCUCCUUCUCACAUCACCGUUCAUUCCAUCUCCUCCUUCAUCACCACAACAACAACAAACACGUAAAAGCCAAAAGUUAUGCCAUCACCAGUCUUCACCUCAAUCAUCUCCUUCAUUGCAUAAUACAUCAUCGAUUCUUUCAACAACUAUGAUAGACUGUGGUUUUGGUGCCACUAAUCGGUUGUCAACGAGCACUUCAUCCAUCACAGACUCGUUACUAUUGAUGAGUCCCAUUUCCUCCUAUUCGAAUAACCAUCACAAUCACUUUGAGGAGAUGUCAAACCUCAAACAACCAUUAACCGACUCUUUUCAAAAAACUCCACCAAGAAGUAGCACUUCUACGACUGUUUCAUGUCCUCACACAGCUCCAAGCCAUUUACUAACAAGCCCACAAUCAAGUCAUGCAAGAUUCUCUCGGGCAACCUCAUUUGCUCAACAACAAGAUUCCUCCACCAUCAUAACAAGUCCGUCUAAAAAGAGGUUACAUCCUCUCUCUGUACUUUCUCCUCACUCAUGCCAAAAACCUCAUAACUCAAUAAUGGACAAUCGAAAAUGUAUGACUGCUUGUAAUAAGACCAAUCGAAGAGUCACUACUGCUUCAACUCCUUCUAAACCUUCGAGUGUAGUGAAGAGAUUGGACUUUUCCAAUCUCAAUGACACCAAUCAAGAAGGCAGCACUGGUUUGACUCAAAUAUUUUCUCCUUUUUCUCCCAAAUCACUUUCUUCACCCAAAGCUCAUACGGAUGCAUUUACGAGUCAAAAUCUUUCACCUACCAACAGGAGAAGAAAUUGUGAUCAUUCUCUCAUCAUGUCUCCAACCAAUUCUUCCACUCUUCAUGCAGAUCGAUUCAUUCCACAGCGAUGUACCUCGAGUGAAAUGGAAAUUGCGAAACAUUUAAUGUUCACGUCGAAUGAGCCCUCCACACCACCCUCUUCAAAAAUAAGCUAUUCACAAAGCAGCAACAGUGGUCAAGCCAGUGCAAGUUCCACAAUAAUGAAUAUGCCGUAUCAAUUUGAAUCAUGUCUCGAAAGUCGAUUGCUCGACUCGAGAAUUUCUGACAAGAAAAUUUUCAAAUUUAAACCAACCAAUUUCCAUAGCCUUAAUAGCAGUAGUCAUGUGAUUUCUAUGACAGGUUCGAUGGGUUCAGAGGAGACUUACCGAAACGGCAGUCAGCAAGAUCACUCUGAGGAAUUUCAUACGAGUAGCUCUCGGACCGAUUCAUGUUUUAAUAAUCAGGAAAAUAUUCGAAGGGGUAAUGUACCAUCCUCUUCCAUGGUUCUCUCCUCCCCAAAACACGCCCUUCAAAGCUCAACAAGCGCCGAUUCAAACAUUCAAAACAAAUUACAGGCCGUGUUUUCAUGCAAUAAGCAAUUUUCACAAAUGACCGAAAUGGAAAAGAGACAGCUGUAUCAAAGUGGUUAUGGCAGUGGUGGCAAUUCCAAGCAACGUGAAAUUUCUUCACUGCCUGAGCGUGUUCUUGACGCACCCAAAAUGUUAGAUGACUUUUAUUUGAAUUUACUGGAUUGGAGCUCGCAAAAUGUGUUGGCCGUAGCUCUCUAUGACACGGUGUAUUUGUGGGAUGCAAACAAUGGAAAUAUUCACAUGCUUACAAAAACGAGUGGAGAUUCUCAGGAAGAAGCAGAAACCAACAUUAAUACCAUUACAAGUGUGGCUUGGACAAUGGAUGGUGCUCAUCUUGCAGUAGGUACCAAUCACUGCACGGUUGAGUUAUGGAAUGUUGAACGAAGAAAGUUAGUAAGGAAAAUGCUUGGACAUAGCUCUCGUGUGGGCUCUCUCUCUUGGAAUCCAAGAUGUCAACCAAUUCUUUCUUCUGGCUCGCGGGAUGGUAAAAUUUUAAAUCAUGAUGUUCGAGUUGGCCCUGGUGGACUCUAUACUCAAUCAACACAUGGCCUAUUCAUGCAACAACAUGAAUCCAUACCAAACUAUCCAAACCAAGUCACUUCUGUGUUCACUGGUCAUUCUCAAGAAGUGUGUGGUUUGAAAUGGUCACCCGAUGGAUCUCAACUUGCAUCAGGAGGUAAUGACAAUACUCUCCAUAUUUGGGAUGCAAGUGCUGCAAGCUUUUCCUCAUCUCUUUUUACUUUCAACGAGCACGUGGCUGCUGUUAAAGCAUUGGCAUGGUGUCCAUGGCAAGCUCACUUGUUGGCAAGUGGAGGUGGUACAGCCGAUAGAAAAAUACACUUUUGGAAUACCUCCAAUGGAGCUCUUUUGAACAGUGUCGACACGAAAUCUCAAGUGUGCAGCUUGUUGUGGUCUAAAUACGACAGGGAGCUCGUUUCUUCACAUGGAUUCUCACAGAAUCAACUCAUUAUUUGGAAAUAUCCAAGUUUGAGGAAGGUUGCAGAACUUACUGGUCACACGAGUCGUGUCCUUCAUUUGGCUCAAUCUCCAGACGGAAGUCAUGUAGUAUCUGCAGCAGGUGAUGAAACACUUCGAUUCUGGAAGAUAUUUUCGAGUGCUAGUGAUAUUUUACAUGCGAGUGGCAACACGAACCAACUCUCGUAUGGAGCUAAACAAUUUGGAAGAUUUUUCACAUCGAGCAAUACCUCCAACUCACUCAAUGAUAUGAUGUCUCUUAGAUAA
Naegleria lovaniensis is the source of this 2613-nucleotide messenger RNA. RefSeq lists its product as uncharacterized. The coding region runs from base 1 to 2613 and encodes 870 amino acids. Gene Ontology annotation, cellular component: anaphase-promoting complex. The record is from RefSeq and is a predicted model, not a curated record. Gene Ontology annotation, molecular function: anaphase-promoting complex binding; protein binding; ubiquitin ligase activator activity. The transcript has a single exon. Lineage: Eukaryota; Heterolobosea; Eutetramitea; Acrasida; Naegleriidae. Gene Ontology annotation, biological process: anaphase-promoting complex-dependent catabolic process; positive regulation of anaphase-promoting complex-dependent catabolic process; positive regulation of ubiquitin protein ligase activity.